Octopus bimaculoides (California two-spot octopus) is the source of this 4424-nucleotide messenger RNA. Its product is annotated as cell division cycle and apoptosis regulator protein 1. The record is from RefSeq and is a predicted model, not a curated record. Gene Ontology annotation, biological process: regulation of DNA-templated transcription. Gene Ontology annotation, cellular component: nucleus. NCBI's taxonomy places the organism in Eukaryota, Metazoa, Mollusca, Cephalopoda, Octopoda, Octopodidae.
CUUCUGUGAAAAAACAUGUUUAGCUAUGGAGAAAAUAUUACCUUGGUUACAAACAGUGAUAAAGUUUUAAUGAUGUCACGGUUUGGAAUUGGUACAACUAAAAAUCCCCCCUGGGCCCGCCAGGCACCAGCAGAGUUUAUCACUGUAACUGCUGCAACUUCAUUGAGCUCACUGAGUCAACCUCAAGCAACCACAGCUCUAUUACACCAGCCAUCAGCUGGCGUUCCAAAAGCUACUGUCUAUUCAAUAACAACACCAACCUCAGCACCCAUUGCGCAACCACAGUAUGCACCACAGCAACUCCCUCCAGUUGGUAUGCAAGGACAACCACCAACCUUACAGCCUGGUCAGGUUCUAUCCCAGCCUGCUAUUGCUAUCCCAACAAGCCUGGCCACAACUACUCAAGUUGCCAGUGUUUCCUAUCCUCCCCCAGUGGGCAGCACCCGGCUAGCUCCAGCUCAGCAGUCUCUUAAGCAGAGGUUCUUCACAGGAACAGUCACCAAGAUUAUGGAUAAUUUUGGUUUUGUUGAUGAUGAUGUCUUUUUUCAAAUGAACUGUUGUAAAGGUCCACUACCAAAAGUAGCUGAUAGAGUUUUAGUGGAAGCUACAUACAACCCUAAUAUGCCUUUCAAGUGGAAUGCUACUCGAAUUCAAGUUCUUCCCAACCAGAAUGUGGCUCCAGCACCAAUGGGUCAGAUAGCCAAUAGCCAAACUCUGGUCAUCUCCAACCCAACGACCCUUGUGGGAUCUUCUCCACUUGGAGUGACUGCAACUGUGGUCACCCCAACAAUUGCUCAAACUCCAGUCAUGGCACCAAGCAUUGCUCCACCAGUGUCGCCAAACAUAACUCCAUCCAUUCCAACUCCUGUUGCUGCCCCUCCACCUGUACAGCCACCAACAAUAAACCAGCAGCCACCUCCAUUAAUGGGACAGAUACGACCUCCUGUUGCAACAGUUGCACCUCCACCAUCUCUAAUUCAGCAGAGUGGUACAAUACGGGUCCCUAUGUCAGCUCGGCGUGGCACAAUGGGAAUGAGAUUUGAUCGUGAUAGAGAGCGAGAACAAAGAGAUAAAGACAGGGAGAUGCGCGAGAGGGAAAGGCGAGAGCAGAGGCGGGACAAGUCAUUGAACAAACGACCACGGUCUCCAAAUAAUCAUCGUUCCCAUUCACCAUCUCAGAGAGCUCGCAGUCCAAAGAGGAGGCGGAACCCACGGGUUGUACCGCGAUAUGUUGUUCAGAUACCAAAAUUAUCAUUAGAAACGAAAGAAGCUAAUGUCAUGGUCCUCAAAUCCCGUUAUAGUAACCUCUACAUCCCUAGUGACUUUUUCCAAGCAAAUUUCACAUGGACUUCAGCUUUUCCUUUGUAUCGUCCAUUCCAGCUGGGCACUGAUUGUGCUUUUCAUGUGAUGCCUAAAGACACUGAGCCUGUCAGUCUUAAUGGCACCGAGUGUAGCGCACCAGCACUGGAACCUUCUGAUGCUGACCAUUUAUACAGUGCAAAAGUGAUGUUACUGUCAAGUCCGAAAUUAGAAGACAUCUUCUCAAAGUGCUGUGGGUCAGCUGACGAUAGUCUAGACAAUUCCCGCAGUGAACAGAUCAAUUACCAACACCCAACCCGUCUGAUUCAGUUUCUUGUCGGGUUGAAGGGCAAAAAUGAACCCAUGUCUAUAGGUGGGCCUUGGUCUCCAUCGCUAGAUGGUCCAAAUCCAGCUGAGGACCCAAAAGUACUAAUCAAGACUGCUAUCCGUUGUACUCGUGCCCUAACUAACAUAGAUCUCAGUAUGUGCACACAGUGGUAUCGAUUCGCAGAGAUACGGUACAUUCGUCCUGAGGAGAUGCACAAGGGCUUAUUUGUGCUCAUCCAGCAGAGCAUGCUCACUUUAGUUGUAUUCAACAUUAAUACAUCCCCUACAUUGAAUACCUGUGAAGAAGAGGAAGCUAUGAAUACAGAAAAAGAGCCUACACAUUUUUCUGAAUUGGAUCCCAAAACAAUGAAAAUAGUUGAUCUACGCCGAGAACUGGAAGAUCGGAACUUGAGUUCUAAAGGAUUGAAGUCACAGCUAAUAGCUCGACUAACAAAAAUUCUGAAAAGUGAGAAGGAGGAAGAAGAAGAAUUAGAGAAUAACAAAGCUGCAGCAGAAGAAGCUGUCAAAAAACAGGAAGAGUUUCAUAAAUUGGAAAUUGAAGACAAAGAUGACAAGAGGAAGAAAGAAGAAGAGGAGAAAAGGCGACGAGAAGAAAAAGAGCAAGCCAUGAUGGAACGCAAGUACAAUUUGCCUGAUAAACCCUCCAUUAUAGUCCACCCGUCAACAACUGCAAAGGGCGGCAAGUUUGACUGCACUGUCAUGUCGCUUAGUGUCCUGUUGGAUUAUCGCCAAGAGGAUAAUAAAGAACAUUCCUUCGAGGUUUCUUUGUUUGCUGAGUUGUUCAAUGAAAUGUUGAUGCGGGAUUUUGGCUUCAAGAUCUACAAGGCUCUUGUUCUCGCGCCAGAAAAGAAGGAUGAGGAGAAGCUUAAAAAGAAAUCUGAUGAUAAAUCUAUAAAAGAAAAGGAUCUCAAGAAAAUAGAAGAAGAAAAAUCAGAAAAGAAAAAGGAAGAAGAAAAUCCCAAGGAAAUGAAUGGCAAUGAAGAAGAUAUGGAAGAGGAUGAACCUGAUGAUGAGGAUGAUGAUGAAGACAAGAAAGACAGAGGAAAAAGAGACCGGGAUGAGAAGAAGAAGGAGAAGAAGAAGUUCUACACAUUUGAUCCUGCUUUGUUACUAGCAUUUGUAUAUUUUGAUCAGAAUCAUACAGGCUAUCUGUUAGAUAAAGACAUUGAGGAAAUCAUGCACACUGUUGGCAUGCAGUUGUCAAGAGCUCAGGUACGAAAAUAUGUCCAAAAGCUUGUGUCACGUGACACUUUAAAUUAUCGUAAAUUGACGGAUAAGCCGAAAUCUGAGGAUGCUUCUGAAGAUGGAAAAAUUGAUUCAAAAGGUGCAGACGUAGAUGAUAUUAAACUUGCUCAAGGAAAUUAUCAUUUUUUAAAUGCUAUAAAAGCUAAGAACUCUUCAGAGGACUUGGCAGUAACAUCCAAAUUAAAAGGUGAGGGAGAGGAAACAGCUCCCAAUUCUGGAUUUAUUAGCUACAAUGGAGCUUUAAUCGAUAUUGAUAGUAUUACUCAGCGACUAGAGAAAAGCGAGAAAAAUAGGAGUGCCUUGGAAGAAAAGUUACAGGAUUUCACUGCUGAAAUUGAUUUGCUGAAGGAUAAAGCAUUAAAGCGUGAAGAUUUAGUGAAACAGUUGCAACAGGAACUAACUAUAAUUAAAAAGGAGAAAGAAGAGCAAAUAGAAGCAGUGUCGUCAACUGAAAGUGAAAACAGACGGCUAUUUACUGCUCUAAAACACUGUGAAAAGACAUUGACUGGUCUUCUGAAGGGUGUUACUACCAGUCUUACACCUUUAAUAAUAGACAAGAAAAAGAAAUUUGAUAAAAAGGUGAAAAAUGAAAAUGAUACUGGAGAAUAAAUGUUUCAAAGUCCUCCAAAGGAAAUGUUUGGAUAAAUUAUGAGAAUGAGAAACGUACCAAGGAAUUUUUUUUUUUUUUUCCUAACUUGAGGUUCCACCACUCUCUACCUUGUCCAUAUUUCAGUUACAAUAAACUAAAGGCCAGCAACAACACAACUGUCAUCACUCUUCCCUCCACCCAUUUUUCUCUUUGGGUCCCUCUAUUCUUUGUCCUCUUUCAUCUGUGCUCUUGAUUAAUCCUGAACUGUUAUCUACUUAUGCAGUCUUUCCAAUGUGUAGAUUUGCUUGGAUUUCAAUGAUUACCAAAUACAGCAAAGAUGGAAACGCUUGCUUGCUUGUUUGUUUGGGGGUUUUAUUUUUUUUGUUUGAUUUUUUUUUCUUGCAUUGAAAAUAGAAAUUCCAUCAAACAAUUGAAAACAUUUGUUUUUUUUCCUCUCACUCUCUCAUUUCACUGUUGAAUUUGUAAAUCUGGCUAUCGAGGGUGCAAUGACUGAAGAAAGAGUACAAUAAUAAACUGGUAUCUGCAGGGACAUGUCAAUAUUAUGGUUAAAAAAAACAACUUCAGCAACCACUUUUUUUUUUUUUUUUUUUUUAAGAGUGGCUUUGGAAGUUUCUGCACUGAACAAGUGAGCAGAUGAAGUGCUGUGUUAAUAAUAUUCCAUUAUUGCCUAUAAAAAAAAUAUAAAGAAGUCUUCGUUCUUUAUGUGAAGUAGGUGGGAUGGGGUAGGGAAAUUAAAGUAAAAAUGAUAUAAAAAUCUCCUGUUUGUAAAAGAAUUUACUUUUAUAAAUAUAUAAUUUUUUUUCUUUUCCUUUCGCACAAGAAGAUUUUUCAAGGAAGUUAUAUUAUACUGAAGCAUUAAUUCUGCACAUUGCAUUGUUAAAUUGGUAUUGUAGCUUCUUUCAAAAGCCUUGUUGGAUUUUUU